Messenger RNA from Amphiprion ocellaris (clown anemonefish), 5616 nucleotides. Its product is annotated as lactose-binding lectin l-2-like. Lineage: Eukaryota; Metazoa; Chordata; Actinopteri; Pomacentridae. The transcript has 2 exons. Gene Ontology annotation, molecular function: signaling receptor activity. Bases 2323 to 2811 code for a protein of 162 amino acids. The record is from RefSeq and is a predicted model, not a curated record.
CAAUUUCUUGUUCAUUUUAAUGCCUGGUACCACUAAAGGUAAAUUACCUGAAGAAUACGAUGAACACAACCAAAAAUGCAGUUGAUUACAUAAUAUUUUAUGUCCUAUUUGACAUGCUUAAGCUUAAUUUUAUUCCCAGGGUAUAUAAGAGGCCAUUUCAUGUCAUAAGCAGCACUGCACAUGUAAAGUCCUAGAGUGGUUUCCUGCUGACAUUGAAGCUGUAGCACAAGUCAGAAGUUGUCAGCUCUCACAUAAUGCCUAAAACAAAAGAAUUAUGUGAAGCCACAAAGGCACCCAUCUUGGCACUGCUGGAAAUUGGCAUGAGUGAGAGACAGGUAGCAAAAAAACUGAAGAUCUCCAAUACAGCCGUUCAUCACACCAAGAAAAAAAAAGCCCAACAUGGUUCUACCAAAUUGCUAUCUGGUUGCGGCAGGAAACGUCUUUUUACCCCAUGAGAUGACCGUGCACUCAUCUGUUCCUGUGUCAGGAAUCGUCAGACCUCCAGGGACCUUAAAAAUGAGUGGCUACUGUGGAGAAAUGUGACAUACACAUCAUCGGUUCUGUUGUAUCUGAAGUUCUGUACUGAUGCUGUCCUGCCCACAAAGACCAUCGAGGUUUUCCCAAACCAAAAACCAUGUCUGGAUAGCACAGUGAAACCCCAACUCAAAGCCUGUGACGCCCCCUACAGGUCAGGUGACAAACUGGCCUACAGCAGGGUCUGGAAAGAACUGAAAAAGGGCAUUCAGUUGGCAAAAUGCAGGUACAAACAGCGCAUUGAGGAGCAUUUUGCUAAUACCAACCCACAAAGUAUGUGGAGAGGCAUUAGGACCAUAACAGACUAUAAGCGCAGUGAUGAGCUGGUUAUCCAUGCUUCCACCCUCCGUGACACCCUGAACACAUUCAUUGCUCGUUUUGACACACCUGGCAGCAGAGAGAGUGUUCAUCUACCCCGACUGGAGGAACAGCAUCAGUCUCUGGUCCUGCAGCUGCACCAAGUCAUCUCUUCCAUGAAGAGAAUCAAGACUAACAAAGCUGCAGGACCAGAUAGGCUGUCAGGUUGCACUCUGAAAUUGUGUGCCGACCAACUGGCAGGAGUUUUUCUGGACAUUUUCAACCUGUCCCUGCAGCUUGCCACAGUCCCCCAUAACCUCAAAACCUCCAUCAUUGUCCCUGUGCCUAAAAAAUCAGCAGUCCCCUGCCUGAACGAUUACAAUUGUCAGUGGCUCUUUUGUGUUUAUUUUGUUUGAUUUGGGCAUUUCCUAUUUUGUAUCAUAUGUAUAGUCUAAUUUGACCCCUGCCCAUUGCGCAUAUUUUGUUUCCAGUAAGCAUCAGCAACUGAUUAGAUUUCUUUUGUUUUUGUUUCCCCCCUAGUGUGAAUGGUGUCAAUCUGUUUUAAAAGAAUAUUUUUACAAACUUGGUUUAAAAUGUAAUAUUUUAAUUUUGGAUCCGCAUCUCAUACUUCCUGAGUAAACGAAUCUGUGUGCUUCCAGUGUUGGAGAGCGAAUUCCCAGAGUGGCGUUGUCGGGCGCCCGAUCUCCUCUGGAGACCAUCUAAUGUGGUGUUAUCCUCUUGUAGUCGUGCCACAUUUAGUUGUUGCAGGCAUUAAAAUGAACAAGAAAUUGAAGAAAAAAAGGGUGGUCUCCUAAUUUUUUCCUUGACUGCAUUUGAAAAAGUGGCCUUUGAGCUGCGUCUGUUAGAUUCUUGAUAACAUGCAGAAGUGCAGUUCAUGUACUCUUGGACACAAACAUGAUGUUGACCCUGUUUGUUUGUUUUGACUCUGAGUGCUGUGACCUUUUCAUCUGACCAUGAGCUGGAGCUACAAUGUAGUGACUGCCUCAUGCUCUUUUAUUUCACAAAUCCAGCAGGCUUAUAUUUAUUUUUCUACAUAAAGCUCAAAUUUUAUUGUCCUCGUCUUCUGUGAGUAAACGGUAAAUAUUCUCUUUUAUAAGAAAUGUAUGUUUUGUACGCUUUUGUUAAUGGAAAGAUAAACUAGAGUUAUGGUGCAUUCAUUUCUAAUACGCAAGUAGAAACGAACACAACGCAGAUUCCUCAUAAAUCCUUGUAUCCUUUCAGCGUUUAGACAGCUACCAUAUCCUCCUGAAAAUGUAUAAAUUGCAGAUUUAAACUCAGAUACUGUGUUGUUGUGUAUGAGUGGAAGUGUUUGCCAAGCGCAUUUGACCAAUGAUCUCACACCAACAGUGAACACCCUCUCUUGAGGAAAUAAAAGCAAGCAGUCUGUCACGUAUCUCUGCAGGAUUCUUGGAAACAUCCAGCUGUGCAGAUAAACUCACGCAAACCAUCAACACUCCAUAAAACUCCAACAUGAUCUUGCUCCUCUUCUUGAUCGGUCUGGCUCUGGGUGAUGUGACUCCUCCAGAUGACCAUGAAGUGAUGCAUCACCAGGGCAACUGUUCCAUGUUCUGGUCCAGGUUCAACGGCCGCUUCUACAAGUACAUCUCUACACGUAUGACCUGGGCUGAUGCAGAGCUCCACUGUGUGUCAGAGGGAGCCAACCUGGUGUCCAUCCACAGUAUUGAUGAACAUAAUUUUGUCAAUUCCCUGAUCAAGACCUAUGAUCCUGCUCGGACAAGGACCUGGAUCGGACUCAGUGACGUCCAUAAAGAGGGAGCAUGGCUGUGGUCUGAUGGGUCUAAAGUCAACUUUGUCUUUUGGAACACAGGACAACCAGAUAAUGCUGGAGGACAGGAACACUGUGGACACACCAACCAUGGCGCAGGAUUUAAAUGGAAUGAUGUGCCUUGUUCACGCACAAAGCCUUUUGUUUGUGCAUCUCGCACAGUUUGUUCUUAACAACUAAGAAACCUGCAAGAUAAAGAUACAAAAAUCAGGAAGUCAUUUCAUGAACAUUAAUUUUUAUGAAAAUAUGAUUUAGAAGAAACAAAAAUGUUCAUACAACUUGUGAUUUUUCAUGUUUUACUUGAAGAAUGAGCAACUAAGGAAACCAAACUGAAGACUAAAUUAACAGCAAUGACGUCCAAAAACCCAAAAACAUAAGGAGAGGUGGCCACUAAAAUGCAAAAGCUCAAUGGCAGCCAGUUAGACAAGACCUGGUGGACAUGGCUGGAAGGAUCCUUUGUUGUGACUGGUUUGGGUUAAGGUAGGUUGAGGUUUUCAGGGUUCAGGUUGGGUCAGACAGAGUUGAUCCAGUUUAAUAAUUCUCUCUACAGCCAGUGGAACAGGAGAGAAAUGGUGGUGGGACUCCGUGUACUCUGUAAAGGAGGACCUGCCCCAUCUGUUUGUAUAAAGGACUCAUUCUGAGCUGCUACAACCACAAGUCUUAUAUUCAAAUCAAUAUUUAUUUAAUAAAACUGAAGUUGAUCCUCAAAAAUUCUCCACAUUGCAUUUUAAAACAACAAAAUCGUGUCUAUUAGUACAAAAACACCAUGGCUUAAUGAGGAAAGUGCAAUAGGAGUGUUCAGUUAAACAUCAACCAGGAAGGAAGAAGGAAAUACAGGAAAUUUAAAAGAAAGAAUACAUGUUUCCAAUCAUUAACAGGAGUUUAGCUCUGACAUUUUCAGGAGAGUUUUACUGUUUGCUUUUUCUGUGAAAUUAUAUUUUCAUUGUAUCAUAAAUCUUCCUCCCAUUCAACUCAUUGAAACACUGAGAACCACAAGUAAACCUGCAGUUUGUUAGGAUGAUAUGCUGCAAUGAGGGUCUAAGAUACAAUAGAGUCUGAUCAUUUGCCCAAUUUGUGGGGAACAUAUGAAACGAUUGACGCGGUUUUGUUUUUUGUGUGGUCGGUCUUUAGAGUGUUUAAAUGGUGCAGAUCAGACCAACAGAGUGCAUAAGCCGCUCCUCGUUGUCACUUCCGGUUCAACCCCGGAGUUGAGACAUUCCCUUUCCGGUUAAAUUUGGAUUUGUAAAAGUGUUUUCGAACUUGUAAAAGUGUUUAGUCGCUUGUAAAUUUGUCUUGGAGGUUGUAAAAGUGUUUUGCAUUUUGUAAAUUUGGUUUGCACCUCUCGGCCACCGUACAUUAGAGAUACAAUGAAGAAUAUUACAGACAGCACAGAGCAAAAAUUCUCUGUUCUGCUCAGUGUGUUUACAACAAGAUCAUUUUAGAACAGAAACUUAUUAGGAUUCAGAGCAGCUUUAUUUAGGAAUACCAUCUAAAGAAGGUACCUUGGACUGAACAGAAAUCUAAGCUGCUGCAAGACAAACUCAUUUAUUCAACAAACAAAUCUAUGAUAUUCACUGUUUUCAUGUUUUCUGUCCCCUCUCUGGUCUAGUUGGGGUCUGAUACUGUGGUUGUGUUGGUGAACAUUAAUAUGGUGCACAAAAUGAUCAUUAUUAUUCUAACAAGCAUUAGGGCUUUCAAAAAAGUUCAGCAACUGUUAAGACACAGUGACAAGCUUUUGUCUCUACUUGUACAUAUUCAAUGUCAUCCUAAGAUCUUGGGACACCCUGGACAGAUCGCCAGUCUGUCGCAGGGCUACAUACAUAGACAAACAAUCACUCUCACAUUCACACCUACGGGCAAUUUAGAGUAAUCAAUUAACCUCAGCAUAUUUUUGGACUGUGGGAGGAAGCCGGAGUACCCGGAGAAAACCCACGCAUGCACAGGGAGAACAUGCAAACUCCAUGCAGAAAGAUCCCGGGAAAGCCGGGACGCGAACCAGGGAUCUUCUUGCUGCAAGGCGAAAGUGCUAACCACUACGCCACUGUGCAGCCCCUGGUCGCAACAUAACUCAUUUUAUUGUUUUACAUAGGAAAAUACAAGUAUACAAGUUACAUCACUUUUCUCCAAAAUCUAUUCAUUUGUAUGUGGUUCAAUGAGAAAAAAAAACUAAAAAAAACAAAAAAAAAACUUUUCCAAUAAUUCAAAAACUGUUUGUUUCAAUGCAGCAUUGCGAUUGCUUAUUUUACUGUCCAACAAUUUAAAACAUGAAUGUUCAUGAAAUGUUGUCUGCCCAUUGCUUUACCAGUCUUUCAAUGUUGUGUUAUUAUGAUAAAUUAAUGCUGUUGAACUCACUUUUCUUUGUACAGUGUCAAUUCACAACAUAUGUUAUCUCAAGACACUCGGUGAGAUGAACAGCUUACAAAAUUUAGCAGAUGCAGAGCAGACAAACAUAACAGAACAAUAAACACUGGAGCUUUAUUGUUUGUUUUUCUCUGGAAUUGCAUGUUUAUUGUACCAUAUAAAGCUUAUCUGUAGAGCUGAAGUAUUAAACUCAAUAGACCUGCAGAGAUGAGACAGUAACUACAUUUUGUGCAAUGUGAAAUGAUUUCUAAAUACCAAUAUUUCUCAUACAAUCUGUUAUUCAAAGAGACUCUGUGCCCCCCAGUAUUUAACAUCAACUUUACUGAUGAAUUAUGAUUUCUUUCAGCCCUUUGAUUGUUGUUGUAAUUGUAUUUUAGCAUCUGUCAUUAUAUAAAUCCACAUGCAUGGUAAACAUAUGUGAACACAUGAUUUGAGAACUUAAAUGUAUUUUUCAACAACACUGAAAGUGACAAGGCCUGUAUGUAUGACACUGAAUGUGUUUGAGGAGUUUUCUUCAGAGAUCCAGUAGAAAUCAAAUAGACUUCUCUUUUUAAAGAAAAAAAAACUUAAAAGAGUUGAUUUCUUCAUAUUGUUUUUUCUGUGUUUUUAUUUCAUUA